Molecule: messenger RNA, 3279 nt
Organism: Schistocerca gregaria
Lineage: Eukaryota; Metazoa; Arthropoda; Insecta; Orthoptera; Acrididae
Product: PAN2-PAN3 deadenylation complex catalytic subunit Pan2-like
Exons: 3
Coding region: 201-3161 (986 amino acids)
Biological process (GO): nuclear-transcribed mRNA poly(A) tail shortening
Cellular component (GO): PAN complex; P-body
Molecular function (GO): nucleic acid binding; protein binding
Source: RefSeq, a predicted model, not a curated record
UUGAUCCCCUUGAAGAAGCGUUAUGGAGCGGUCGAUCAGAUGGUCGAGUGGCCUCCUACCUGUUGAACCAGGACUUCGGCUAUUGUAAACGCAUCUUUUUUCAUACCCCAGAAAAAAUUCAAAAUCUAAGUUGUUUAAAAUGGGCCAACGAUUGUAAGACGAGCAUCUUGAUAGGGUCGCUACAGAAUUCCAUAGCCAUUAUGGAUCUUCGAAGGGGGUCCAUUGACAAAAAAAUUUCCACUCCCAGUGGCGUCACCUCUCUGGCCCGUUCUUCUCACCUUGUAUACGUCGGCCAGGCGGACGGAUCUGUAGCUGUUCGAGAUUUGCGAACUCCUCGCACAGAGAAUAGCUUCAAGGCACACAUGGAGUCUGUGAGUUGCAUAGAUGCCGAGGGAGACCUCUUGGUGACAUGCGGACUCGGCGUGCUCAUGGAUCGACAGUACCCCGAUCCGCUCAUAAAACUGUAUGACCUGCGCACUAUGAGAUCGUUUGUACCCAUCAACUUUACGCCAGGUGCCAGCUGGGUCAAAUUUCACCCAAAGUUCGAUUCCACGCUCGCCAUCGUCUCGCCGUUUGGACAUUUACAACUUUAUAGCACCCGCAAUUUUUCGGUUCUCCAAAACUUCCAGCUAGACAUUCCAGAUCAGCUAAUAAUCGCUUCCGCGGACAUUUCUUCGUCUGGACGGUGCUUGGCAUUUGGCGAUUCCGGGUCUUGCAUUCAGCUCUGGACAUCUAGAAAUGGACCUCAAUCGAGCAACAAUAUCGUCAAUACAUACAGCCGAGGGAAAAUGAGCCCUUUGCCCUUGGAACCGCCUCCCCCUACUGGAAAUGCAAACGAAAGUCUGUUGUUUGUACCUUACUUGAAACAAUUGCUCGCAGUCUCCGAAAAUUUGCAGGCGCCAUCUCCCCUGCUAGAGUCUACGCUUCCAGACGAUAUCUACUAUCCGUCUAUCCCGCACGAAGCGAUAGACCCUCAGUUGCUCGAAGACAUGCGCAUCAUCGGUGGAUUUGGGGUCAUUCCAAAUAUUCCUGGGCACUACCGCAGAAACCAGGCCCGCAUUCUGAGGAUACCUCCGUACGGGCCUGCCGUAGCCCCUCAUUCGGGAGCCAAGAGUGAUGCAUCCAUUUUCCUAUUGGACAGCGGGUUAGGUCUAGAAUUGGAAGAAGAAUACACUACAAAAACCACUAAAGAAAAAACACAAGUGCCUGCCAAUUUUCGACGUAUUCCAAUAGGAAAAUUCAUGAAUGGACUCAACGAAUCCAACUUUUCCUUCACCAACAAAUCGUCUUUCGCAGGACUUGAAAACGCGACUUUCACUACGUCCUAUUCGAAUUCAAUUUUGCAGGCGUUUUACUUCAUUCCGCAGAUUCGCUCCACAGUCCAACGCCAUUCCUGUACGGAUCAGUAUUGUCUGACAUGCGAAUUGAGGUUUCUGUUUCAUAUGAUGGACCAAGUCGGACGCCGCAGCGGCAACAAAACAUGUCACACCAAAAACCUUUUCAGAGCUUGCAAAGAGAUUCAUAACGCCUGCAAAUAUCGAAUCAUCGACGAAGACUUAUUGGGAGUUCCCAUCUUUGUUCUCGCAUGCAAUUUCAGCCGAUUUCUACUGCAGCAACUCCACGAAGAAGCCAUUCGUCGUGACAUGUCAAAAAAAACGGUUUUUUUCGAUUUGUUCAGACUUCUCAUCCACCGUGCUUCUUUGUGUCACCAAUGCCAUAAAGCCACCUCAACAGAGACUAAUGAGUGCUUUUUGAAAGUCGAGGUGUCUCAUUUGAAGGCGCCUCAAUCCUUUGAUUCUCUCUUGUCUACAAGCUUCGCGUUCGAGAUCCACGCACGAGCCUAUUGCCAUUUUUGCAACGAUUUUAAACUUAAAAAGAUAGUAACGAAAGUCGCAGAGCUCCCGAACAUCCUGUGCAUCGCGUUCGAUAACUCGGAGUCUUCCAGACCGUUUUGGCAACUUGUCUCGGACGACUAUGUCCCGAAUUCUUCCGUUCCACCGAGCAAGCCCCAGUGGAUUCCGUUUCAGUUUCGUGUGUACCAGGAUUCAACCACUCGGACCUGGUCCGUGAAGCAAGAAUACGAGCACCUGUCAACUGGCUCCAAUUCCGAUAUUUACGAGUUGACCGUCGUUGUGUCAUACAUAACCACAAACAGCGAUGCCAGUCACGCUCGCACCUCCGAUAAUUUGGUUGCCCAAAUCUGCGUUCCUGGACAUGCCGCAGAUGGAAAGAGCGACUCUACUUGGUACCUCUUCAACGACUUCCACGUCCUUCAAAUCGACAAACGCGACGUGGCACAUAUCCACGGCGACUGGAAGCUUCCCUGUCUUCUCUAUUAUACAAGAAAGUCUGUUUUUGAAGCUUCUUCAAGCCUGGAAACCUGCGCAAGUCCAAUCAGCCCUGACAUUUUUCGCCACGAUCCCCAUCUCAGAAAUCCCCACUCCAUACAAGUUCUGCCGUUUGAGGAUUUCUCGCUCAUCGGCAACGAGGUCGCCAUCGACACCGAAUUCAUUCUUCUCAAACAAGAAGUAUACGAGGACGUCGACGGGAGCAAGAAAAAACACCUCGUCAGUCCUGCAGACCUCGGCCUGGCUCGAGUGUCUGUUCUGGCGACCAAAAACGGUCAAGAAGUCAUCAUCAUGGAUGAUUAUAUAUCCACUAAGUGCGAUCAAAUCACUGAUUACCUAACUCAAUAUUCCGGCAUCCAACCUGGAGACCUCGACCUUCGCACUUCCCCUCGUCACAUCACCGCUCUGAAGUCGGUUUAUUUGAAACUCCGAUACCUCGUCGACCAAGGUUUCAUCUUCAUCGGCCACGGGCUCAACCAAGACUUCCACAUCGCAAACAUAGAUGUCCCGCCAGAACAGGUCGUAGACACGGUAAAACUGUUCCAUCUGAAAAACCAGCGCAAGAUCUCCCUCAGGUUUCUGGCCUCUCUCCUCCUUGGAAUAGAAAUUCAAGUCGGAGCGCACGACAGCAUCGAAGACUCGAGAACGGCCCUGCUGCUGUACCAAAAAUACAAACAGCUGGUUCGAGAAAACAGGCUAGAAGAAGUUCUUCAUAAAAUCUACGAAAUAGGCCGGACAAAACAAUGGAAGAUCAAUACCCAAGACUCCAUCGACAUAACAACCCCUAAGCAAGACACAACUGAAACGACCUAGGCAAAAAAAUACAAAAAAAAAAUGAUUUUGUGUACAAAACACUUUUACUUCUUGCGACCAGAGAACUAACUCGAUGUUCUCUGAGGCAGUUCAUAAAGUUCUAUUCGGUAGGUGCGCA